AUGGAUAGAUCCCCAAUUUUGUCUGGAGGAGGUUACAAUAAGGUGGUCAGCACAAGAUAUGCUGGCAGUGUCUAUGGUGGUGCUGGAGGAUAUGGCACCAAAAUUUCAACAGCUCCAGGUUUUGGCUUAGGUGGCUACAACAGCAGCCUCCAGAUCACCACUAAUAGCGAUGUCCUGCUUGCUGGAAAUGAGAAGGAGACAAUGCAGAAUCUGAAUGACCGCCUGGCAACCUACCUGGAUAAAGUACGAUCCUUGGAGAAGGCCAACUCUGAGAUUGAAGUACGCAUCAAGGAAUGGCAUGGCAAGAAUUCCGGUUUUGUGGAACGCGACUACAAAAACUACUACCAAACAAUUGAGGGCCUGAAAAAUCAGAUUCUUAAUGCCACAAUGGACAAUUGCAGAGUCCUGCUGCAGAUUGACAAUGCUAAAUUAGCUGCAGAUGACUUCAGACUCAAGUUUGAAACUGAACAAGUUUUGAGGUUUGGUGUAGAAAAAGACAUUGCCGGUCUUCGGAAAGUGAUUGAUGAUCUUAGCCUGACUCGAGCUGAACUUGAGCUGCAGAUUGAGACUUUGCAAGAGGAAAUGGUCUACCUGAAGAAGAACCAUGAAGAGGACGUACAAGUUCUCCGCAGCCAAGUUGGUGGAACAGUCAAUGUGGAGGUGGAUGCAGCACCUUCUGUAGAUCUGUCCAAGGUAUUGAAUGAAAUGAGACUCCAGUGCGAGACAGUGUGUGACAAAAUACGCCAAGAUGCAAAGGAUCAGUUUGAAACCAAGAUAGAAGUGGUAAACAGGGAGAUUGUAACCCAUACAAGUGAAUUGGAAGAAUCCAAGACGCGUAUCACAGAGUUUCAUCGCAGCGUACAAGGCCUGGAGAUAGAGCUGCAAGCAGAACAGAGCAAGAGGGAUGCUUUAAGUUCCAUCUUAGAUAAUAUAAACGCCCAAUAUGCUACACGUUUGGCCCAGAUACAAGGAUCUAUUGGCAAUAUAGAAGCUCAACUAGUGCAGAUACGAUCAGACAUGGGACGUCAGGUUCAAGAGUACGAGUUCCUUCUGAAUGUCAAGAUUCGGCUAGAAAUGGAAAUCGCAACUUACCGCCGCCUGCUGGAAGGGGAGGAGACAAGUCUCUAG
Messenger RNA from Staurois parvus, 1128 nucleotides. Lineage: Eukaryota; Metazoa; Chordata; Amphibia; Anura; Ranidae. The record is from the annotation of a GenBank genome assembly.